This is a messenger RNA of Helianthus annuus (common sunflower), 1203 nucleotides long. Its product is annotated as leucine-rich repeat extensin-like protein 5. The transcript has a single exon. The record is from RefSeq and is a predicted model, not a curated record. Lineage: Eukaryota; Viridiplantae; Streptophyta; Magnoliopsida; Asterales; Asteraceae. Bases 1 to 1203 code for a protein of 400 amino acids.
AUGCCGCCAAGAGUGAGAGGCAAAGGAAAAGGUCCAAUGCGAGGUGGACCGUCAGGACACGCAGGACCUUCCCAUCGGCGUACCCCGUCUGCGUCGUUUUCGAGUUCAGAUUCCCGUGACCAUUGGGGUCAUUCUUUCGAACCAGCGAGACACUCUGUCUCUUUGAGCUCAUCAUCUUCUUUUCAUCCAUCAUUCGUGCCACCUGUUCCAGACGAGCCCCAUCAUUCGAAACACUCCCAUGACUCUCGUCAUUCGCAUGACUCCCACCAUUCCCAUCAAUCUUACCAUUCUUUGCAUUCUCAUUCCUUUCAUCAUUCGGAUUCUACCUACUCUCCAGCCCAGUUUAAUCCCAAUGACUACGUCAACGACUUUUUGGGUUACAACCCUUUGGGACCCGAGGAUCACUUUCCUCAGGACAUGGCGAUGGACGACGACCCGGACCCUGAAAUGCAAACCGGAACGCCGGGCCACCCUAUUAGCAUCUCGAGCGGUUCUCUAUAUCAAGGAUCGCCGUACCAAGGGCCUGAUUCAUUUAAAGAAUGGUGGUCAAUGUAUGAAUGGGAAUUCACCCCUUCAUAUCACAACUCCCCGGCUCAACCUCCUUUGAAUGAGCCUUACCUUCAAGCUGUCACUCCCCCACCUCUUCCUGUUGAGGAGCCGCCUCAACAGCCACCACAGCCACCUCCCGAGCCGCUUAGGCGAAGGAGGAAUUCACGAAUAUCCGUGCGAGGAGGACCUCGGUUGAGUUCUCCUCAAGGUUCAAGUUCUUACCCUCCUAUCCCCGAGGACCCACAAAUGGGUGGACCCUCGCACGAGGUGCCGGAAGACGAACCUCCGCCGGUUUCUUACGCACCACCGCCACCGCCAGUGGGUUUUGAUAACCCAAUACCAACAUACCCAGGUUCAUCUGGGUAUAAUCCAUCUGGACACCCAACGGAUUAUGGAACCCAUGAUCCAUAUCUUACUGCUGCACAGUAUAAUGCACUUUAUCCUUCUUCUUACCCUCCAGUUUACCCAACUGGAUAUCCGGUGCAGGGGUAUCAAUACCCACCAUAUCAGCAACCUCCCCCUCCUCAACAGGAGCAACCCCAAGAAAUACUACAGAGGUUAGACAGGGUUGAGCGUGAAACAGAUUUUACCAAAAAGAAGCAUAACAGCUUUCUUAAGGGCCUUGCAAGCCUCAUCAAAGGCAAAAAGAAAUAG